GUGCAUCUAUGUGAGGGAAAAGCAGGGGAAAUUACCACAUACUUGAGAGAGAUCAAGGUGACAACUUAUUUGGGACGAUAAAAAUGGGUGAUAAGGAAAUAGGCUCCUUCCCUGCAACACCAAGAACUGGUUCGGCAGCACCAACGCCGCCGAUAUCGGCUCCUCCUUCCCAACUUCAUUCUCCCUCUCUUACUCGAUCACCGCUUCUUUACACGGAUGAUCACAUACAACCUGCAAGCAAAACCCCAAAAAGUUCAACCCCAAGGAUUAGAACCCCACGUUUUAUUACUCCUUUGGGAAGUCCAAUAAGAAGGGCUCUUAAGCUUACCAGGCUUGACCCUCAUGAUGCUUGGCUUCCCAUCACUGAGUCAAGGAAUGGAAAUGCCUAUUACGCUGCGUUUCAUACUCUCUGUUCAGGGAUUGGUAUUCAAGCCCUUGUGCUCCCUGUUGCUUUCACGUUCCUUGGGUGGUCUUGGGGAAUCAUAACCUUGACUGUGACCUUCAUAUGGCAGCUUUACACCCUAUACUUACUGGUCCACCUCCAUGAAUCUCCUGAAACUGGAAUGCGUUACAGCAGAUAUCUUCAGCUUUGCAAUGCAACUUUCGGUGAGAAGUUAGCAAAAUGGUUUGCAUUGUUCCCCAUCUUGUACCUAUCAGCUGGAACAUGCAUCACCUUGAUCAUCAUCGGUGCCCAAUCUUGUAGGCUGUUUUUCAAUACCGUAUGCGGUGGAACAUGCUCCGCUCAGCCACCUACCAACGCGGAGUGGUACUUAAUAUUCACUUCUGCUGCAGUGCUUCUGUCUCAGCUGCCUAAUUUAAACUCGAUCGCCGGUGUGUCGCUCGUCGGAGCCAUCACAGCUAUUGCGUAUUGCACCCUAAUUUGGGUGAUUUCAGUGGUUGAGGGAAGAAUGCCUGGAGUAUCAUACAAUCCAGUGAAAGGAAGAACUGAAGUUAUUAGAAUUUUUGAUAUUCUUAAUGCACUUGGGAUCAUUGCUUUUGCUUUUAGAGGCCACAAUCUGAUACUUGAGAUUCAGGCAACCAUGCCGUCGGACGAGAAACAUCCCUCGCGUGUGCCAAUGUGGAAGGGAGUCAAGAUAGCUUACACACUUGUCGCAAUGUGCUUAUUCCCUCUUGCAAUUGCUGGCUAUUGGGCUUACGGUCAAAUGAUACCGGUAGAUGGGGGCAUGCUAACAGCCUUAUUUGCAUUCCAUGGUCAAGAUACAUCCCAAUUCCUCCUAGGAUUAACAAGUUUAUGCGUCAUAAUUAGUUCCCUAAGCUCAUUCCAAAUCUACGGCAUGCCAGCGUUCGACGACAUGGAAUCUCUAUACGUCAAGAAGAAGAAGGAGCCGUCACCGUGGUGGCUGCGACUGAUUUUCCGGGCAUUGUUCGGCUAUCUAUGCUUCUUUGCGGCAGUGGCAAUCCCCUUCUUAGCAAGCUUUGCUGGUCUUAUUGGAGGGAUAACAUUGCCGGUCACCUUAGCUUACCCAUGCUUCAUGUGGGUUAAGGUAAAAAAACCCAAGGUGUACGGCCCAAAUUGGUGGCUAAAUUGGUCAUUAGGUCUCUUUGGGAUGGCUCUAAGUGGGCUUUUAAUAGCGGCUUCACUUUUUGUUAUUAUUGAUAAUGGUGUUGAAUUUAGCUUCUUUAAUCCUGCGUAAGAAUGUCAUUAGCAUGAGGUGAUUAGCUUCACACCCGUUGUCCAAUCACGUACUAGAGUUUUGAUUAGAUAUGUGUGUUUAUACAUUUUCAACAUGUGAGAUUUUUUUUAGAAAACAAAACAAUAAGGACAAUUGUAAGUUGUAAUAAACUCCAAUGAGCAGCCAAGUCUUUAUUCUUACA
Molecule: messenger RNA, 1836 nt
Organism: Gossypium raimondii (Peruvian cotton)
Lineage: Eukaryota; Viridiplantae; Streptophyta; Magnoliopsida; Malvales; Malvaceae
Product: lysine histidine transporter-like 8
Exons: 5
Coding region: 84-1655 (523 amino acids)
Cellular component (GO): plasma membrane
Source: RefSeq, a predicted model, not a curated record